UCUCUCUCUCUCUCUCUCUGGGAUAAUCCCUGGUACUCACCUGAGAGUCACGUCUGACUUUUUCCCCAAAUCCCAUUUCUAGUCAACACGGACUCUCUCUCUCUCUCUCUAUCUCCUUCCAAGAAAAACCCUACCCCUCCAAUUACACACACGCUUAUACUAUACAUUGUUGGAACACAUAUUUUGUAUCGGAUUCGAAUAACCCAUUAUUUUCGCGUGGACCGUAUUUAUUGAAUGGCGUCGGAGAUCGAGGUCGUGGAGGAGGUAGAAUCGAGGGAUCGGGCGACGGCGCCGGCGCCGGCUUCGACGGGCGGGGGAGAGGCGGCGAUCGGGGGAGAAGGGGACGACAGCCUGAGGAACGACGUGUACACGGCGGCGGCGUACGGGGAUUUGGAGAAGCUUCAGAGAUUGGUGGAGUGCGAGGGCUGCUCCGUGUCCGAGCCCGAUGGGCUGGGCUACUACGCCUUGCAAUGGGCCGCUCUCAACAAUCGCACUGCUGCUGCUCAGUACAUAAUCGAGCAUGGUGGAGAUGUGAAUGCUGCGGAUCACACAGGGCAAACGGCAAUACACUGGUGUGCAGUGAGGGGUGCAAUCAAGGUCGCAGAAAUUUUACUGCAAGAGGGUGCUCGGGUGAAUGCUGCCGAUAUGUAUGGGUAUCAGACAACACAUGUGGCAGCACAAUAUGGUCAGACAGCCUUCCUUUAUCACGUCGUCACAAAAUGGAAUGCUGAUCCUGAUGUGCCCGAUAACGAUGGGAGAAGCCCUUUGCACUGGGCUGCAUAUAAGGGUUUUGCCGAUUGCAUACGUCUUCUUUUAUUUCUGGAUGCAUAUAGAGGACGCCAGGACAAAGAGGGUUGUACCCCUCUCCAUUGGGCUGCUAUUAGGGGCAACUUAGAAGCAUGCACAGUGUUGGUGCAGGCUGGGAAAAAGGAGGACUUGAUGGUGACUGAUAACACCGGUCUUACGCCGGCGCAGCUUGCUUCAGAUAAAAAUCACAGACAAGUUGCUUUUUUCCUUGGAAAUGCUAGGAGAUUACUUGACAAACGCUGUGAUGGCAAUAGUCGCCUUGGUCGUCUUUCAAAAUUAGGAUUGGCACCACUUCUUUGGUGUAUAAUCUUUGUGUUACUUGUGGUUUACAUUAAUGCAGUCAUCAUGGCAUCAAAUUUACCAAGAUUAACUGCUGGUUUUGCUUUUCUUGCAUGGUUGGGUGUUUUACUAGCAACUGCUGGACUGGUUAUGUUUUACAGAUGUAGCAGCAAAGAUCCGGGUUUCAUCAGAAUGAAUGUCCCUGAUAUGCGAAACAUGAAAGAUGAUGAACCAUUAUUGAAGAUUGAGAUGGAUAAUCCUGCUUUGCUGGCUGGGAAUUGGUCUCAGCUCUGUGCAACAUGCAAGAUUGUCAGGCCUCUUCGUGCAAAGCACUGCUCCACCUGUGAUCGUUGUGUGGAACAAUUUGACCAUCAUUGCCCUUGGGUGUCUAAUUGCGUUGGAAAGAAAAACAAAUGGGAUUUCUUUUUGUUUCUCAUUCUAGAAGUUUCUGCAAUGCUGAUUACUGGUGCAGUCACGCUUACAAGAGUUUUGACUGAUCCAUUGGCUCCAUCUUCCUUUGGAAAAUGGUUGAACCAUGCUGGUAAUCAGCAUGUUGGUGCCAUUUCAUUUCUGAUUGUGGAUUUUUUCCUCUUCUCUGGCGUGGCAGCCUUGACUUGCAUGCAAGCGUCCCAGAUAUCACGCAAUAUUACAACCAAUGAGAUGACAAAUGUAAUGCGCUAUAGCUACCUUAAAGGACCAGGUGGUCGGUUCAGGAAUCCUUACGAUCACGGGUGCAAGAAGAACUGCUCAGAUUUCUUGAUCAACGGUUACAAUGAAGACACAGAAUGCAGUGAAGAGUCGGUUCAAUCGGAGGGGAUAGGAAUGGUACAUAUGACUAGAAACUCAACCCCUCAAAAUGGGUUUGGUCAUUCUCAUCAUCAAACCAACGGAAAUAACAGCCAUGUUAUAAACGUGAACAAUAACAAAAAAACACAUCAAGUUCACGUUCAUUCUUCGCAAUGUAGUCAUGGAAAAUCUGAAGCGGUUCCUUUAGGAUUGGGGCUUGGAUUGGCACGAAAUACCACCCGUUCUGUUGCAGCUUCGUGAUGAAACAUUAAGAACUGCAGUAGUUGAGAUAUUGCAUCGUUUUGUAACUGUUCAGUAUCAUACACACUUGGUUUAGCUUCUGUAAUUCAAUUUAUUAUUGUUAGUUUUCUCUUUGUGAUUCUGUAACCAAGCCCGUUUGUCUAAUAUAUACAUUGAAUGAGAAGGAAGUUCAUGAUUUUUGUAAA
Molecule: messenger RNA, 2318 nt
Organism: Rhododendron vialii
Lineage: Eukaryota; Viridiplantae; Streptophyta; Magnoliopsida; Ericales; Ericaceae
Product: protein S-acyltransferase 24
Exons: 13
Coding region: 235-2133 (632 amino acids)
Biological process (GO): protein palmitoylation
Cellular component (GO): Golgi membrane
Molecular function (GO): palmitoyltransferase activity; protein binding
Source: RefSeq, a predicted model, not a curated record